AUGUCGUCUUGGUCAGCUCUCCGGCGGUCCUCCACGUGGAUCCACCGAUCUCCCGCCGCUCAAAGCUCCAACGUCCGCCGAUUCUCCGCCGCGCCUCCACCGCGUGAGUUGGUGUACUGCCAGAAGAGUUCUGAUGCCCGUGGAAAAACGAAUUUUCUAGGAUGGAUUUCGGCCGGAAUCAUCGCCAGCUCCACGAUUUCUCUCUCUUUGUACUCCUUUUCCACACCAUCUCCAGGUUCUAGUUAUUUUUCCUUCGCGGACUGGUCGGCGCCGGGUCCCACGACCGUUGCCGCUGCCGCGGUUGCUGUUUCCGAUUCCGGCCUGCACAAUCAAAACAGUGAAUCUAAAUUCCUGUUUGGAGAAGCAUUUAGGAGGAAGAUAUUUUUUAAUUACGAGAAACGAAUCAGAAUGCGUAGUCCUCCUGAAAAGGUGUUUGAGUAUUUUGCAUCCAUCUGUGCCGAUGAUGGAGAAGUUUUUAUGACACCAGCGGACCUUAUGCGAGCACUAGUUCCCGUGUUUCCUCCAUCUGAAUCGAACCUUGUAAGAGAUGGAUAUCUCAGAGGGGAAAGGAGUCCUGGAGAGUUGCGUUGUGCCCCAUCCCAGUUUUUUAUGCUCUUCGACACAAAUAGUGAUGGUUUAAUAUCAUUCAAAGAGUAUUUAUUCUUUGUAACGCUACUCAGUAUACCUGAAACAAGCUUUUCAGUGGCAUUUAAGAUGUUCGACCUUGACUGCAAUGGGGAAAUUGAUAGAGAGGAGUUCAUGAAGGUGAUGACUUUGAUGCGAGCUCAUAAUAGGCAAGGGGCUGUACACAGUGAUGGAUUUCGAGCAGGCCACAAAUUGGGUGGCUCGAAAGAAGAUGGAGGGUUGUUAGAGUACUUCUUUGGGAGAGAUGGCAAGAAACUUCUUCACCAUGAUAAUUUUGUCCAGUUCUUGAGGGAUCUUCAUUAUGAAAUUGUGAGGCUGGAGUUUGCUCAUUAUGAUUACAAGUUACGAGGAACCAUAUCGGCCAAAGAUUUUGCGCUGUCCAUGGUUGCAUCAGCCGAUCUGAAACACCUGAACAAGCUGCUCGACCGCGUUGAUGAUAUAGAUAAUCAGCCACGUCUAUCAAAUAUCCGCAUCACGCCCGAGGAGUUUUCGAAUUUUGCUGAGUUACGAAGGAUGUUGCAGCCAUUUUCUCUCGCACUUUUUAGUUUCGGAAAAAUAAACGGUGAAACCCGGGCCUGCCACCACCUGGGUUUCCGGUUAAUGGGGUGA
Striga hermonthica is the source of this 1254-nucleotide messenger RNA. Lineage: Eukaryota; Viridiplantae; Streptophyta; Magnoliopsida; Lamiales; Orobanchaceae. The record is from the annotation of a GenBank genome assembly.